Porites lobata is the source of this 2804-nucleotide messenger RNA. The record is from the annotation of a GenBank genome assembly. Lineage: Eukaryota; Metazoa; Cnidaria; Anthozoa; Scleractinia; Poritidae.
CGCCUGUCUGAAGAGUGUCAAGAAUACACUAAACGACUCAUUCGCCAAGCUGCAAAAGACUUCAGACUGGACACUAGACUUGUAGAGGAGUGCAAAGCAGAGGUGUGUAACUAGCCUUUAACAAAUGAUAAACGACUUAGUUUGUACUGUUAUGUGAUAGAUAGUGAUUACCUACCUGGUGUUGCGAACAAUGGCGUGAGCUUCUUCAAGAAAUCGUUGUGGUGAUCAUAAGUUAAUGGAGGGGGGGUAUAUGUCAUGUUUUAAUUUCAUCUUUGGUGUAAAUUUUAUUUUUCUUUGUUUCUGGUUCUGGAAAUAUAUGAUAAUGAGUUCAAAGGAAACUACAGUAUUUUCACUAAAGGGGACAUUUGAUGAGCCUGAUUGACACUGAUUUUGCAGUGAGAAUUUGGGGGAAGAUUUUUGUCUGCUUGUAGCAAAUUCAAAUCUUAAAAUACACCUGUUUUUUUACUUGUGAUAGGGGGAGAUCACACCUAUUCAAUUCUUUGAAGGCAGGUGUGAUAAUACACUACAAGACUUUAGUGGUGGGUACUGUCUAUGUACGGUAAUUCUCACCACCCCAUCAGAAACCAACUGUCUUGACGGCAUCAAACCAUUUUCAUUUACAAUUUUCGGUCAAUGCGAUAAGUGCAUCGCCGCGUUCCAGCUCUCACAUAAGUGGGCUUGCGCAAGAGGGCGGCAGAACGCUUGUAUUUGUCAGUCGGCUUUGCUUGGGUGUUUAGUCGUGAUCUUCUCUUAACAUUACCGUGUUCUGUCUUACGUACAAAAUAAUCUGUGUUUAAAGGAAGCUAAAGUUUAACGGAAAAUCUUUUUAAACAUAGUUAUUGUCAGGCUUGUCACGCAAGGUUCGCCGUCUUUUUUGCUCAGCCAUCUUAUUGGGCAAGUGUACUUUAAACGGGUAGCAUGGCUUCAUUGAUGCAGGCACUUAGCCUGUCUUUGAUGGAGUUACGCGUUUGCAUUGCAUCACGUGUUACAUUGCAGUAAAUUUUUCCCGGCCAGAUCAAAAAGUUUUGUGCUGGUUCGCCACCAUCUGCAGUAGAAGAAUGUCUGAAGUCGCAUUUAGGAUCAGUAACAACGAAGAAUUGUCGAGUGGUAAGUCUCCCUUUAGAACGUAGCCAGUAUAAGAUCGAUCGAUCCAUUUGUAUCGAUCGCACAAAGUCUUGAAUUCUUGAAAAAGUCUUGAAAUGUGUAAACCAGUUUUCCAGACUUGGUUUAGAAAAUAAAGAUUGCCAAGUCAGGAAAAAUGGAAAUUUGUAAACAAGUUUCAAGGUCGAGAUCUGAAAUUUCCCUGUAAUGACCAAACGGACGAGGUUAAUAAGUUAUUUACAGUCGAACCUCCCUAAUAUGGACGCCGAAGGGACAGAGCGAAGUGUCCGUAUUAGAGAGGUGUCCGUAUUAGAGAGGUCACAAUGAUGACGUCAUUUUUAACACCCCAUGGUCAAUGAUGCUAUUCAUUAAUGGACAAUGGAACAGUCUGAAUUACGCCUUUCGUUUCUAAUUAUCAAUUUUUACAGUUGUAUAGAACAGCACUGUAUACAGAAUACGUAUUGAAUUUGCUAUUGCCACAGUAUUUUCGAUUACUGCAUUUGCAAUUAUGAAUGUAACUUUUGACAUGCUUUGGUACUGGUAUCCCUGACGUCAUCAGAAUAAGUUGUACACUUGAGCCCGCGAUACAUUCAUUUGGCACUAGUCAGUGGAUGCCCUCAAUGGAUGUCCACUAUCAAGUUAAACACAGAUUGUAUAAGGCUUGGACACCUAGGUAGUAAUGCCCAGUCAUUGCAGAACAUAAUGCCCGGUCAUUACAAGAAGGCAGCCAAUCAGAGCGCGCGUACUAUUGUAACCAUAUAAUAAACUUUGGUUACUGUACGUUUGCAGUGCAUCAUAAGAAAAGUUUGGUUCCUGUGUGUGCCAAGGUUUCUAUCGGUCGCUUAUUUGAUGACACCAAAUCAUGUGAUAAAAAUAUUGAAUACCCAAACCUCAACACAAUUUCUAACCUGGAAGAGUUUCUGCAACGCCAAAAAAUACGUAAUGAUAAUUUCGGCUUUUAGUUCCCGAACCCCGGCAUGAAACUCGCAAGGCACAAUUUAAAGUCUUUUUGGUAGUUUUCCAGUGAAGGGUGCAUUAAUUAAUCAUGUUCUUCAGCGCUUAUUUUCGAGUAGAAGGUGGGUACUGCUCUUUUACCCGCUGCAUACCUGUAUGGAACAGUCUCCCAUCUGACGCUGUUAACGCUCAAUGAUCACUGUCUGUGCAGUCAAACCACGUUAAUACGGACACUGAGGGACGUAACGGGGUGUCCAUAUAAAGCGGAUUGAAUUUAUAAAGAAUGUAAGGGCUUUCUUUCCCCCAGGGACAAAGAAAACUCUCGGAAAGAAUGAAAACUGUCCGUAUUAAGCGGUGUUCGUCAAGCGGGGUUUGGCUGUAAUCCAGAAUGUGGACUGGCAAUGUGUAACCUACGUGGCUUUUACUUCCUCCCUUACCCCCACCCCCAGCGUUUGUCUCUUUUGACGCCUGCCACGCAAGUUAGCAACGUGUUUCUUUGGAAAAUUUUGGACUAACAUCGUAGGAGCGUAACUCCUGCUUACCUCUAAAGAGGAUUUUGUAGCAUGUUAGGCCUUAAAAUCUGGAGCCCAAUUUUUGUUCUGAUUAUUUUGUAGGAAAUAGUUCGUCAAAUGAGAGAGGGUCGCACAGACAUCCAAGCGGACCCUGUGUUAUAUAAGGCAUGUGCUAAUGAUGUCAAACGGCACUGUUCAGAUAUCCCUUUUGGAAAAGGAAAAGGUAAAAAUAAAUAG